Messenger RNA from Oncorhynchus keta (chum salmon), 6173 nucleotides. RefSeq names its product DNA topoisomerase 2-beta-like. The transcript has 36 exons. Gene Ontology annotation, molecular function: ATP binding; DNA binding; DNA topoisomerase type II (double strand cut, ATP-hydrolyzing) activity. NCBI's taxonomy places the organism in Eukaryota, Metazoa, Chordata, Actinopteri, Salmoniformes, Salmonidae. Gene Ontology annotation, cellular component: nucleus. Bases 480 to 5486 code for a protein of 1668 amino acids. The record is from RefSeq and is a predicted model, not a curated record. Gene Ontology annotation, biological process: resolution of meiotic recombination intermediates; DNA topological change; sister chromatid segregation.
UGGUGGGUUACGCUGUUGGGAUUGUCGCCGUGCGGAUGGUGGAGCCGGAUGGAGGCAGGCGGCGGUGUUUUUAUUUCUGAAUGAACAUUUAGGGUAUUAAAUUACAGCCGUAUUAAAAAACAAUUUUAUUUAUACAUUAUUUCAAUUGAUUUUGUACUACAUGAAAUGUUGUUAAACUAUUUAACGUUUGGAAUUUGUACAGUAAAUUAUAAAUCUAGGCAAGUAAGCAAGCAAGCUUUGUUGAGGAUUUCAGGCCUUGUUCUAACCACCGCUCGUCGAUUUUAACAAUAGCCGCGAUACACUCCCUCAUCCGGAACUAUUUUGACAAGACAUUUUUCAACUGGUACGAACACAGAAAAUAUCUCAAUGUGGUCCGUUGACUGAAAUAAUUUCUUAGUUUAUGGACUAUAUUGUAUGCAGGACUUUUCAGUAUUUUAUCUGCUAGUAGCAUCACGAACAUUUAGGGAAACAAAAGGAAGAUGUCCAACGGCGCUGCAGGAAGCGGGGGUCUGACUUGGGUGACCCUCUUUGAUAAGAAGAAUGCUGCCAAAAAGAGGGAGGAGGAGGCAGCCGCGGCGGCGGCAGCUGCGAAUGGCAGGGGUGAUGGGGGCAAGGCGGAGGGAGGAGGAGCCAAGAAGAAGGGAGGAGAUAAGAUGUCAGUGGAGAGGGUGUACCAGAAGAAGACCCAGCUGGAGCACAUCCUACUGAGGCCAGACACCUACAUCGGCUCUGUGGAACCUGUCACCCAGCAAAUGUGGGUUUUCGAUGAAGACCUUGGGAUGAAUCUACGAGAAAUCACUUAUGUCCCUGGAUUAUACAAAAUCUUUGAUGAAAUUCUUGUCAACGCAGCUGACAACAAACAGCGAGAUAAGAGCAUGUCAACCAUAAAGAUCUCCAUUGAUCCUGAGUCCAACACCAUCACCAUCUGGAACAAUGGUAAAGGCAUCCCCGUGGUGGAACACAAAGAUGAGAAGAUGUACGUUCCCGCUCUCAUCUUCGGACACCUCCUCACCUCCAGUAACUACGACGACGAGCAGAAGAAAGUCACAGGUGGAAGGAAUGGGUACGGUGCUAAACUCUGCAACAUCUUCAGCACAAAGUUCACAGUGGAAACCGCCUGCAAGGAGUACAAACACAGCUUCAAACAGACUUGGCAGAACAACAUGGGGAAGACGAGCGACUCCAAGAUCAAGUUCUUUGACGGGGACGACUUCACGUGCGUGACCUUCCAGCCGGACCUGUCCAAGUUCAAGAUGGAGAAGCUGGACAAGGACAUAGUGGCUCUGCUCACCAAGAGGGCUUACGACAUCGCUGGGUCCUGCAAGGGCGUCAAAGUCAUGCUCAACGGGAAGAAACUCCCUGUGACAGGGUUCCGCAGCUAUGUGGACCUGUACGUGAAGGACAAGCUAGACGAGGUGGGCGUGGCCUUGAAGGUGGUCAACGAGUCAGUCAACGAGCGCUGGGAGGUCUGUCUCACCAUGAGUGAGAAGGGAUUCCAACAGAUCAGCUUUGUCAACAGUAUCGCCACCACCAAGGGUGGCAGACACAUUGAUUACGUGGUGGACCAGAUCGUAGCCAAGCUGAUAGAGGUGGUGAAGAAGAAGAACAAAGCUGGUGUCUCAGUCAAACCCUUCCAGGUGAAGAACCACAUCUGGGUGUUUGUGAAUGCGUUGAUCGAGAACCCGACCUUUGACUCCCAGACCAAGGAGAACAUGACCCUCCAGACCAAGAGCUUUGGUUCUAAGUGUCCUCUGUCAGAGAAGUUCAUCAGAGCAGCGACCAACUGUGGCAUCGUGGAGAGUAUCCUGAACUGGGUGAAGUUCAAGGCCCAGACACAACUCAACAAGAAGUGUUCUUCAGUGAAGUACAGCAAGAUUAAAGGCAUCCCCAAGCUUGACGACGCCAACGAUGCUGGUGGUAAACACUCGUCAGAAUGCACUCUGAUCCUGACUGAGGGAGACUCGGCCAAGUCCUUGGCCGUCUCCGGCCUUGGUGUCAUUGGGCGAGAUCGCUAUGGUGUCUUCCCACUACGAGGAAAAAUUCUGAACGUACGAGAGGCCACACACAAACAGAUCAUGGAGAACGCAGAGAUCAACAACAUCAUCAAGAUCGUGGGUCUGCAGUACAAGAAGAGCUACGAGGACCCAGAGUCUCUGAGAUCCCUACGCUACGGCAAGAUCAUGAUCAUGACCGAUCAGGAUCAGGAUGGCUCCCAUAUCAAGGGUUUGCUCAUCAAUUUCUUCCAUCACAACUGGCCAUCCCUGCUCAAACACACCUUCCUGGAGGAGUUCAUCACGCCCAUCGUCAAAGUGAACAAGAAUAAACAGGAGCAUGCUUUCUACAGCAUUCCAGAGUUUGACGAAUGGAAGAAACAGACGGUCAACUUUAAAACCUGGCAUAUAAAGUACUACAAAGGUUUGGGUACCAGCACAAGCAAGGAGGCCAAGGAGUACUUUGCAGACAUGGAGAAACACCGGAUCAUGUUUAGAUACGCCGGGACAGAGGACGACGCUGCCAUCACACUGGCGUUCAGUAAGAAGAAGACUGACGACAGGAAGGAGUGGCUCACCAACUUCAUGGAGGACAGGAGACAGAGGAGGAUGCACGGCCUGCCAGAGCAAUACCUGUACGGCACGCAGGCGAAACACCUGUCCUACAACGACUUCAUCAACAAAGAACUCAUCCUCUUCUCCAACUCUGACAACGAGAGAUCCAUCCCAUCCUUAGUGGACGGUCUGAAGCCAGGUCAGAGAAAGGUACUCUUCACCUGUAUGAAGAGGAAUGAUAAGAGGGAGGUGAAGGUGGCUCAGCUGGCUGGUUCAGUGGCAGAGAUGUCUGCCUACCAUCAUGGAGAGCAAUCCCUGUUGAUGACAAUUGUGAACUUGGCCCAGAACUUUGUGGGCAGCAACAACGUGAACAUCCUGCAGCCGCUGGGUCAGUUUGGUACCCGCAUCAACGGGGGCAAGGAUGCUGCCAGCCCCCGUUACAUCUUCACCAUGCUCAGUCCCCUGGCCAAGAUGUUGUUCCCAGCGGUGGACUCCAGUCUGCUGAAGUUCCUGUUCGAUGACAACCAGAAGGUGGAGCCAGAGUGGUACAUCCCCAUCCUCCCUUUGGUGCUGGUGAACGGGGCCGAGGGCAUCGGGACGGGCUGGGCCUGCAAGAUCCCCAACUACGACCACAGAGAGAUAGUCAACAACCUGUACCGCAUGCUCAACAUGCAGGACCCUCUGCCCAUGCUGCCCAGCUAUAAGAACUUUAAAGGAGUGAUCCAUGAGUUGGGUCAGAACCAGUACAUGGUCAGUGGCGAGAUCUCUGUCCUGGACAAGAACACCAUUGAGAUCACUGAGCUGCCCGUUCGCACCUGGACACAGGCCUACAAGGAGUCGGUACUAGAGCCCAUGCUCCAGGGGACAGAGAAGACUCCCGCUCUGAUUAAUGACUAUAAGGAGUACCACACGGACCAAACUGUCAAGUUUGUAGUCCGUAUGUCAGAGGAGAAGCUGGCCCAGGCAGAGGCUGCUGGACUACACAAAGUCUUCAAGCUACAGUCCAGCCUCACCUGCAACUCCAUGGUGUUGUUUGACCACAUGGGCUGUCUGAAGAGGUAUGACUCGGUCCAGGACAUUCUCAAGGAGUUCUUUGAGCUGCGGUUGCACUACUACAAGCUGAGGAAGGAUUGGCUUGUGGGGAGCCUGGGGGCGGAGGCUUCCAAACUGUCCAAUCAGGCACGAUUUGUGCUGGAGAAGAUCGAAGGAAAGAUCACAAUCGAGAACAAGUCUAAGAGGGAACUGAUCAGGAUGCUGGUGCAGAAAGGCUUUGAUUCGGACCCGGUGGCAGCAUGGACCAAGGCACAGGAAAAGGCUCUGGAGGAGGACGAUCAUGAUGGUAACAACAGUGACGGCUCUGUGGACUCUGGGUCGUCGUCGGGACCAAACUUCAACUACAUCCUCAACAUGCCUCUGUGGUGCCUGUCCAAGGAGAAGGUGGACGAGCUGCUCCGACAGAGAGACAUCAAGAAAGGAGAGUUGAAUGAGCUGCAGAGGAAGUCUCCUGAGGACCUGUGGAAGGAGGACCUGGCUGUCUUCAUUGAGGAACUGGAUAAAAUCGAGGCCCAGGAGCAGGCAGACAUAUGUGCAGGAAGAGGCACCAAGCUGGUGAAGGGCAAGGUGGGCAAGCCCAAGGUGAAGAAACUACACCUGGAGGAAACGUUACCCUCGCUGUACGGCCGCAGGGUCGUACCCACCAUCACACAGGCCAUGAAGACUGACGCAUCCAAGAAGAUGACCAAGAAGAAGAAGGGUGAUGCGGACCUGGUGAUGAAGCUGGAGUUUGAUGAUGAGAUGGGAGUACUGGGAUCAGAUGGAGGAACAGGGGAGAACUCCCUCAACUCCUCCUCUAAUACACCAGCCCCAACCCCAGCCAAGCCCAAGGCCCCCCGGGUCAAACGGGAGAAGAAGGAGCCAGGUACUCCAAGAGCCAGGAAAACCCCCACACCCAAAGGAUCAUCUGGUAAGAAGGUGAAGAAGCGUAACCCCUGGUCGGAGGACGAGUCCAAAUCAGAGAGUGAUCUGGAGGACAGUGAACCUGUAGUCAUUCCCCGAGACACCAAGUCACAACGGGCCUCAGCGGUCAAGCCCAAGUACACCUUUGAUUUCAGUGAGGAAGAGGAUGGAGGAGAGGAAGAGGAGGAGGAUGAUGAAGAUGCUGCGUCCUCGCCCGUCCGGCCCUGCAAAGACGACUUCACUGCCUCCUCCGAGACUAAAGACCGAUACAACGACCACAGCGCCAAUGACGAGGAUGAUGAAGAUAUCUUCCCCCCGCCCAAACAGGCAACCACCACCGUCUCACCAGCAAAGAAGAAGGAACCAGAGAGUAUAUUCUCUUCCUCCAAAUCGGCCUUCUCCUCUGAAAAGAGCAAUGACAGUGACGAUCUGAAGUUGGACAGUGACGAGGAAGACAAAGCCUUCUCCUCAUACUCCAGCAGCUCUGCCUUCGACAAACCUGUCCCAGCUAAGAAAGGACAAGAAGCAGCCCGGUCUCAACAAGACGCACAAUACUCAGCUAAGAAGCUGUCGGAUGCAGCUCUCAAACCCAGGAAAGCACCAGCGCCCAAAACGCCACCAAAACAGAAGCUUGACACGUCUGUCUGGGACUCUGACUCCGAUACCGGCUCCAAGAAGCCUUCACCAGCGCUCAAAGGUAAAAGUGGAGGGAGGAAGAGGAAGCAGUCUGGAUCUGAAGAGGAUGAUUUCAGUCCCAAGAAGACACCUGGGAAAGCACCCAAAACCCCUGCCAGCAGGAAGCCAUCAAAGAAAGUAGCCGUGACCCCGCCCCCCAUGUCAGAUGAUGAUGAUGUGGACUCCAACCGUUUCAGCCAAUCCAGCGUGGCGUCCCGAGAACGACCGGGCAGAGGCAGGGCCAAGAAGGAAGUGAAGUACUUUGCUGAGUCAGGGUCAGAUGAUGAUCAGUACGACAUGUUUGAGUAGACCAUGGAAUCCCUCCCACACACAGGCUCUGUUCCAGUGCUAUUUAAAUGCUUCCUCCCUCCCUCGUAGUAAUCACAGAUCUUCAUUGGUUGGACUGGGGAAAGUAAUAGGUUGGUACCCUUGCUGUCACCUAUCCAAUCACCUAUGCUCUGUGACCACCUCUAGGAAAUCAGGAAGGACGGAUUUAAAAAAAAAUUGAACAGAGCUAUUUACACACCGCUUGAGUAAUUUUAACGUGCAUCCUUCCUUCUUCACUUCCUAGAAGAAAUCAUCUGAGAGGUGGGGGAUAGGUGGAAGCAGCGGUGGUGUACCUAUCCAGUCAUGUCCGAUCAGUGAUUAUUUCAAAGUAGAAAGGAAGGAUUUGGUUUUGAAGUGUUCAACCAGGACCAGACACACGCUGGUGGAAAUACCCGUGCUGCAGACUUUUGUACACCCCCCCCCUCUCUUUUAUUUUAUUUUAAUGGUGACGUUUAAUGCUUUCUACUGUGUAGGUGUUUUACACUUUUUAUUAUACAUACAAUACAAUUUUGUUUUUUAUUAUUACCAUGGAAAUGUUCUGUAUUUGUCCUAAGCAGCUUUUAGAAGUUAGGAACGCGGUGCUUCAGCACAUUUUAACUGUUAAAAAGUCAAAGAGACAAUGUACCUUUUUGAACAAGAACUUGGAAGUAAACAAUGAAAUGUAAAUUA